AUGCACUUUUUUCCUCCUGACAAAAAUCUUCAAGAUCGUUGGGCUCAGGAAUUAAAAAUUGGGAAAUCGGUAUCAAGUGCUGCAGCAGGGAAAAAGAAACUUUUAAAGAAAGGUGUUGUUCCCUCUCAAUGCCUUCCUACAGGAAAACAUGAAAGAAAAAUCAAUGAGGAACUGGCAAAUGCUAGACUAAUGCGUAAUAAAACACGGGAAUUAUUAAGGACACAACUUAAGAGAGAAGUUGUGCUUGAGGCCAAUCCAGAUGAUGUAAUUCAAAUUACUGAGUUAUCUGCUGCAGGUACAUCGAAUGCUGCAGGUAAAUCGAAGGAUGAAAGUAAUAUGGAAGAACUAGAUAUUAAUAUGGAAGUAGAGCUUAAAUGUGACAAAGAAACACAAGCUGAUAUCUUCCAGUUAUUUCCAAAGUUUACUAUUUUGGAUCAUUUGUUUACAAGUGAAAAAAAAAUUCUUACUUGCAUGGGCGUUACAGUAGAUAUAUUCGAAGCCAUAAUAAAGAGUAUAGAAAUAAUUUUACCACAUUUUCCUGGUAUAAAUAGUUCAAAAUUAAGAACAAAAGUUUCAUUAACUUUAACGAAAUUAAAAUUAAACAACACUUUUUUAAGUUUGGGCCUUUUUUUUGGGGUGUCACGUGUGACAGCCUCAAAUUAUUUUUAUGAAACGAUUCAAUUGAUGUCAUUUGCACUGAAACCUGCAAUUUAUUUUCCAACCAUUGAGAAAAAUAAAGAAAAUAUGCCAAAAUGCUUUAACUCUUACAAAUCCGUAAGAUUUGUUCUAGAUGCAACAGAGGUCGCAGUACAAAAAUUAAACUGUCUAAAAUGUAGGGUCAGAACAUAUUCACAUUAUAAAAAGACACAUACGGUAAAAUUCGUUGUUUGCACCUGCGGGUUUAAUUUGUUAUGUAAGUGCUGCAUAUGGGGGACGAGUUUCUGAAAAAGCCAUAUUUAAUAAUGAAAAUAUUAUAAAAUUAGCAGAACCAUUUAUAGAUUCUAUUAUGGUGGAUAAGGGUGUGUUAAUUGAAGAAGAAUGCCUUACAAACGCAAUUAAAUUAGUAAGACCUUCAUUUCUUCGGAAACAAAAACAGUUCUGCCAAAAAGAAGCCAUGGAAACAGCUUCAAUUGCCAGAGCAAGAGUGCAUGUUGAAAGGGCUAUUUAACGCAUAAAAUUAUUUAGAAUUCUACAAAAUAAAAUUGACUGGACAAAGAUUUCCUAUUUAGAUGAAUGUAUAGUAUGUAGUUAUCUGUGCAAUUGUAAAUAUGUCAAAACCAAUCUUAGAACAUCUAAAUUUUAAAUCCACAUUGCACUCUGUAAUCAUCAUUCUCUUUGUCUUAUCUCUAUGUAGGGUCGGCUUCCCUAAUUGCAUCUCUCCACACAAUUCUAUCUUGGGUCAUAUCAAUAUUAAUCCCCUUUAUCAACAUGUCCUGCCUAAUCGUCUGCCCCCAGGUCUUCUUUGGUCUUCCUCUCCCACUCCUUCCAGGAAUCUGCACUUCAACAAUUCUUGAGCGUAUUGGGUGAUUAACAUCUCGACGUUGAACAUGACCAAACCAUCUUAACCUAUGCUCUCUCAUUUUGGCAUUAGUUGGUGCCACACCUAGACUUGGUGUGGACAUUGGAAACUUUCGUUUAUGUCUGUUUUUAUAUUGGUAUAUAGUAAUCUGGAUUCUACUAAGGCAAAAUACAUAGUUUUUAAAAUGGCCUUGUAAAAUAUUAAGUAUUUGUAGAGUAAACUUCGAAGAUUUUUUGUCACAUUCACAAUAUGUAGGUUCCAUUGUAAAUGACUAUCAAUUGUAAUUCCCAAAUAGAGCUUUUCAUUUACAGUCAUUUGUUUCGAGCUUCUGUAAUGUGUCACAUAAUAUUAAUAUAUGUGUGUCAUAUGUUAUUGGUAUAUACCAAUGAUAGUAUGACAAGACAUAUGACGUACAUAUAUUAAUAUUAUGUGACACCUGAUAGAAGCUCUAAACAAGUGACAAUCGAUGAAAAGCCCUAUACUUUACAGAAUGACCAGACUGAAUAUAUUAAUCAAUACGAUAACCAAUAUCAUUGGAUAAUAGUAGUGCUUCUUAGUUAGGCAGACUUAUUUUAUAAGAUCCAAAAAGCAAAAAGAAUGUUUUUCUGAAGUUAACAGUUAAUUGUUUGUGUGCAAACCAAUCAAAGCAGUUUUUUAAAUCUUUUUCAGCCAAUAAUUUUACAGUACAGCUGUGUCAUCUGCAUAACUAAUAAUUUUACCUUUUAAUUUCAUAGACAGUAAAUUAUUAACAUAAAUUAUAAACAACAAUGGGCCAAGAAUUUUUCCUUACGGAACACCGUACUUAACCAAAUUUCCCUCACUAAUAUAGAAUCGUGCCUUGCGGAACACUUCACCACCU
This is a messenger RNA of Diabrotica virgifera virgifera (western corn rootworm), 2378 nucleotides long. RefSeq lists its product as uncharacterized. Bases 1 to 945 code for a protein of 314 amino acids. The transcript is spliced from 3 exons. Lineage: Eukaryota; Metazoa; Arthropoda; Insecta; Coleoptera; Chrysomelidae. The record is from RefSeq and is a predicted model, not a curated record.